Messenger RNA from Cimex lectularius (bed bug), 3023 nucleotides. Its product is annotated as ATP-binding cassette sub-family G member 4-like. Bases 275 to 2338 code for a protein of 687 amino acids. The transcript is spliced from 14 exons. Gene Ontology annotation, cellular component: plasma membrane. NCBI's taxonomy places the organism in Eukaryota, Metazoa, Arthropoda, Insecta, Hemiptera, Cimicidae. Gene Ontology annotation, molecular function: ABC-type transporter activity; ATP hydrolysis activity; ATP binding. The record is from RefSeq and is a predicted model, not a curated record.
GAUGUGUUUGGAUAUGAAGGGUACGGAGGAAGAACUGAAAUAAAAAAUAUUUAAAGUGCUAAACCACUCAACACUGUCUCAUCGAAAACAAACUCAUACAAUCUUUUUUUAAAAUCACAGUUUUUAUUUCUACAAUUCAAGUUGAGAAAAAAAAGAUAAAAUCUGUAAGAAAGUGAAGGGUACGGAGGAAAAACUAAAAUUAAAAAAAUGAAAUUGAGAUUUAAACUGCUAAACCAUUCGACAUCCUGUCUCAACGAAGACAAACUGAGCGGGGAUGAGUGAUACUAUUAUGCUGGAAGGUGGGAGCCCACCCGUCAAGCUGAAGCCCAUGGGCACGUCGACUCAUUCCAAUGGGAGCCAGCUGUUUCACAUCACGUCCGGAGAAGGGGGCGGGCCGUCUCCGGCCGGUUCCUUGAGACACAAAUCGGGGAGUUUGAGCAAAAAACAGGCGAACAAACCGCCCCCGGACUCGCUCGUCAUCAACAUCAAGAGGCCUUUUUCUUUCAACCACCUUCCACAACGGCCACCGGUUCACAUCCAGUUCAACAAACUGUCUUACUGCAUCUCGCAAGAAUGCAACGGAGGGCAGAAGUCUCUUUUGAAAAGCAUCAGCGGCAAGUUCCAAUCUGGGGAGUUGACCGCUAUAAUGGGACCGUCUGGAGCUGGAAAGAGUACCCUUAUGAACGUCCUUGCUGGCUACAGAACAUCCGGAGUCACCGGAUCUGUCCUUAUAAACGGGAAAGACAGGAAUUCCAGGAGAUUCAGGAAAAUGUCUUGCUAUAUAAUGCAAGACGACAGGCUUUUACCGCAUCUGACUGUGUGGGAAUCUAUGACAGUUUCAGCGAACCUUAAGCUCGGCCGGAACAUGACCAAGAAAGAAAAACGAGUAGUGGUGGAAGAAAUCCUGGAAACUUUGGGUCUCUUGGAUUGCAGCAAUACGAGAACAUGCAAUUUGUCAGGUGGCCAGAGAAAAAGGCUUUCCAUCGCACUCGAGCUCGUCAACAAUCCACCAGUCAUGUUUUUCGACGAGCCAACCAGCGGUUUAGAUAGUUCUUCUUGCUUCCAAUGCCUUUCACUUCUGAAAUGCCUCGCACGAGGUGGCAGGACAAUCAUAUGCACGAUACACCAGCCUAGCGCAAGGCUUUUUGAAAUGUUCGACCACUUGUAUACAUUGGCCGAUGGGCAGUGCAUUUACCAAGGUGAUGUCUCAGGCCUUGUGCCCUUCCUCAGCUCGCUGAACCUCGAGUGCCCCAGCUACCACAACCCGGCUGAUUACGUGAUGGAAGUAGCUUGCGGCGAACACGGCGAUGUCCACGAUAAACUCGUUCUUGCCGUCAUCAACGGAAAGUGUGCCAUUUACAACUCCCAUGAGAAACACCACAAAGAAUUAAUGGCCAAUGGUGAUGCCACUCAUACAAAUUUGAAUGCUGUUUCCUGCACAUCAGCGUUGCUUCAUUCAGACGAGAGCCUGAGCACGCUUGGCCCCAGCCCUGGAUUUCCGACAUCGAGCUUCAAACAAUUUGCUAUACUUAUUAACAGAACUUUCAUUUCAAUUAUUCGCGACCAGAUGUUAACUCGUAUGCGGCUGAUGUCACAUAUUUUAAUCGGCCUACUCAUCGGUCUCAUAUACUACGACAUUGGGAACGAAGCGUCUAAAGUUAUGAACAAUGCCGGAUGCAUAUUUUUCACCGUACUUUUUCUUAUGUUCACAGCCAUGAUGCCUACUGUAUUGACGUUUCCUUUGGAGAUGUCAGUGUUUGUUAGGGAGCACUUAAAUUAUUGGUAUUCUCUCAAAUCUUUUUACAUAGCUAAAACGAUGGCCGAUCUACCGUUUCAGAUUGUAUUUUCGAUAGUGUAUAUUGCUAUAGUGUAUUUUAUGACAUCACAGCCGCUGGAUCCAGUCAGGUUUUUUAUGGUGCUGCUGAUGUGCGUACUGACUUCACUCGUUGCGCAAAGCCUUGGGCUUCUUAUAGGGGCAGCUAUGGAUAUUGAGACUGGAGUUUUUCUUGGCCCAGUGACGUCGAUACCUGUCCUCCUCUUCUCGGGGUUCUUCGUCAACUUCAGCACGAUACCGUGGUACAUGCAAUGGGUCACGUAUAUCAGCUACAUACGUUACGGCUUUGAAGGGUGCAUGAUAGCAAUUUACGGCGGGAACAGGGCGAAGCUACACUGUUCCGAGGCGUACUGCCAUUUCAAAAGCCCGUCCAAGUUCCUCGAGUUUAUGGAUAUGUCCGGCGUCGAAUACUGGAUCGAUGUCGUCGCCCUGAUCGGCUUUUUCCUACUGUUGAGAGUCGGGGCUUAUUUCGCGCUUAAGCUCAAGCUCAAGCUGAACACCUAAAAAGAAGUCUCAAUUUGUAAAUACUGGUUUUUAACAAAAAAACACAAAAGUAUUAUACAUCGCACUUUUGAUCGUUGUAUAUAUACAUUUGUGAAAAUAACUAAAUCAUUGAAAUGGGUACAAUAUAUCAUAAAGAUUUGAUCAAUUAUUAAAAUUGAAUCAUUUACCUCAUGGAUAAAAAUUUUUUAAUAAAAUGUUUUCACACUAGUAAUAGAUUUGAACAAUUUAUAUUAAUAAUAAUUCGGUCUUUAUAAUAAAGCCUGUACCACAUGCAAUUUAAAAUUUAGAAUUAAAAAAAAAAAAUUAGCUCUAUGUAUAAGAAAAGUACUUUUCCUCGUUUUUUUUCUUUAGUGAGCAAUGCAACAAUAGGUCAAUUUUAAAAGAAGUUGAGUCUAUAUUUGCUUUAAGGACUGUCAUUAAAAAAACUGUCAAAAUAAAAUUUGCAAUAUAUCUAUUGGUAUAAUUAAAAAAAAAAUUGUAAUGCAGCAACUGGCAGUUAUAUAUUUUGCAACGGGACCAAAUAAUAAAACACAUUUGGUUUCUCUUUAGAAAAUGUUCAUUUGAAGUAUCAACUCAAAUAUUUAGGGAAAGAAUAAACUAUAAUUUUUAAAAUGCAAAUGACUGUCCUUGAAACAUAUAUCAAUAUUGUGCUCAUUAAUAGUAAAAAUUAAGAUUUUUAGCUCAA